Camellia sinensis is the source of this 1926-nucleotide messenger RNA. The record is from RefSeq and is a predicted model, not a curated record. Lineage: Eukaryota; Viridiplantae; Streptophyta; Magnoliopsida; Ericales; Theaceae.
AAAAACACGAAGAACAGUAAAUAUAAAUAAAUAAAUAAAUAAAAUCUACACAAACCCUUCAAAACCUCCCAAUCCACACUCUCAAUCUCACUUCCAAUCCCCAAUAAUCCCAAUCCAUGAGCCGCUACGACAGCCGCUCCGCCGACCCCGGCUCCUACCGCGACCGCCGAACUGAUUCAGGGUUUGGUGGUGCUUCGAGUUACAGUGGAGCUCGUUCAUCGUCGAAGAAGGACUACGAUGGGGCAGAGUCACCGCGCAAGUUGGAUUUGGAUGGGUUGACUCCGUUCGAGAAGAAUUUCUACACAGAGUCGCCUGCUGUGGCAGCAAUGUCGGAGAGUGAAGCUGAGGAGUAUCGGAAGCGAAGGGAAAUCACCGUUGAAGGCCGGGAUGUGCCCAAGCCUGUCAAGGCUUUCAGGGACGUUGGGUUUCCAGAAUACGUCAUUCAAGAAAUUGUAAAAGCUGGCUUUACUGAACCCACACCUAUUCAAGCUCAAGGAUGGCCAAUGGCUUUAAAGGGCCGUGAUCUAGUUGGAAUUGCUGAAACAGGUUCAGGAAAGACACUUGCCUACCUAUUGCCUGCAAUUGUCCAUGUCAAUGCUCAGCCAAUUUUAGCUCCUGGAGAUGGUCCCAUUGUGUUAGUUUUAGCUCCAACCCGCGAACUUGCUGUUCAGAUACAGCAAGAAGCUACAAAGUUUGGUGCAUCAUCAAGGAUUAAAAAUACCUGCAUAUAUGGUGGGGUUCCAAAGGGGCCCCAAGUUCGUGAUCUCCAGAAAGGUGUUGAAAUUGUUAUAGCUACUCCUGGAAGGUUGAUUGAUAUGAUGGAAUCUCAUCAUACGAACUUGCGAAGGGUUACAUACCUUGUGUUGGAUGAGGCAGAUCGAAUGCUUGACAUGGGCUUUGAUCCUCAGAUUCGAAAAAUUGUUUCUCAGAUUCGCCCAGAUCGUCAAACCUUGUAUUGGAGCGCUACGUGGCCCAAGGAGGUUGAACAACUUGCGAGAAAAUUCCUUUACAACCCAUACAAAGUUAUUAUAGGUUCUCAAGAUUUGAAAGCUAACCAUGCAAUUCGCCAGCAUGUGGAAAUUGUUUCUGAGAAUCAGAAAUAUAACAAAUUAGUUAAGUUGCUGGAGGAUAUUAUGGAUGGUAGCCGGAUUCUGAUAUUCAUGGAUACAAAGAAAGGGUGUGACCAGAUCACUAGGCAGCUUCGCAUGGAUGGCUGGCCUGCUCUCUCUAUUCAUGGAGAUAAGUCUCAAGCGGAGAGGGAUUGGGUCCUUUCGGAGUUCAAAGCUGGCAAGAGUCCUAUAAUGACUGCAACAGAUGUUGCAGCUCGUGGUUUAGAUGUGAAGGAUGUGAAAUAUGUGAUCAACUAUGACUUCCCUGGAUCGCUGGAGGAUUAUGUUCACCGCAUUGGCCGAACAGGAAGAGCUGGGGCCAAAGGAACAGCAUACACUUUUUUCACAGCUGCAAAUGCCAGAUUUGCAAAAGACCUUAUAGUUAUCCUUGAGGAAGCUGGACAGAAGGUCAGUCCUGAGCUGGCAGCAAUGGGUCGUGGUGCACCUCCUCCUCCAGGUCAUGGGGGUUUUCGAGACCGUGGGCGGGGAUACGGUGGUGGUCGCCCUUGGAGCUAAUGAAACUCGGCUAUGAACAGGAUGCCAGCAAGGAAUAACAAUGGUGUUACUCGCACUGUCAUGUUGACUUGUAGUUGGUGUUGCUUUGUGGAUAGCACAUACUUGCUGGAGUCCCAUUGAGUAGUUCUGUUAAGUUGGUGGAUUCUCAUUUGUAAAAUUAAAGAAGACUCUUUUGUGUUCAAGGGGAGUGCCCUUGCAUCUUUUGCCCAUAUGAACUGGAUACCCUAGGAUUGAUUUAUCUCUGUAAGAUAAACACCAAUUUACAUUUUUUCCCAAGUUCUCAGAUUUGCUUCCAUGUUAA